Chaetomium fimeti is the source of this 1278-nucleotide messenger RNA. RefSeq lists its product as uncharacterized. Bases 310 to 1074 code for a protein of 254 amino acids. The transcript is spliced from 2 exons. The record is from RefSeq and is a predicted model, not a curated record. NCBI's taxonomy places the organism in Eukaryota, Fungi, Ascomycota, Sordariomycetes, Sordariales, Chaetomiaceae.
CUUGGUAAAGUCUGCAUUCAUCAUUGUAAGAGCUUGAGCUUGUUCCCUCCACUCUUUGACUUCAUAGUUAGGAGUGACCAAGGCCGCAGCUAGGUGACUGGCUUCAUAAGGGAACACGAACUGAAUGCUUAAGAGUCCUCUCAAGCUGACCUCCUAAGUCCCACGCAUAUAAGCCCCGACCCAUCCACCGAAACUGCCUUCCCCAUUCCUACCAUUCAGCUCAGUAUCCUACCCUCUUCCAUCGCUUGCCUUCUUCUUUCCACACUCUCAGCAACUAAUCCUCGGACUCCAGACAGAGUCCGCCCACACAUGGAUCUGCAAAGCGCCACGGCAGCGGAGCUGCAUCGCUUCCUCGAAGCCUCCUUGCGAGGAACUAUAUGGGCGAGCAGAGCCACGCUUCGCACAGCGCAGCGCGUGCACGCCGCCGUGAACGGACCCGCCAGCAACCUCACCGGCUGGGAAGCCGGCCUCUGCGCCUCUCUUGACGAGGCACGUCGGAUGGGGAGGCUCGCCCUCGACGGCGCGCAUCUAAUCCACGUCGCGCUGACCCGGGACCCGCCGCCGGUCGACGAUGGCUGGGAAAUAAUCGACGACCACCACUCCAGCAGCGAGGACGAACCGACCGAGAUCAACGACGGGUGGGACGACAACGGCGCUCUGUUCGACGACGAGCCCCUCGCGACCGGCUACACCCUGGCGGGUGGCGGCUCCGACGGCGACAGCGCUUCCGACACCGACCGACCACCUUCACACCACCGCGUUCCCUCAGCACCUACACCUCCCCAGCACAACCUACACCUCCCGCGAGACCCACCACCAAGCCCGCCGACACCACCCCAACCCAUCCACCAGAACCCAUCCACCAGAACCCCGAACCGUCCAAAUCCCCGCCAGAGCAACGCGAGACCUCGAAGCGGGCAGAGGAGGGCAAACCAUCCCCAACCCCCCACGCCGCCGCCGUCCCGCCACCCCGCCCAUCAACACGAACGACCCCUGGCGUCUCCGUCCCCGGUGGCGGCGGCGGCAGCAGCCGACAAGGCCCGGACAACCCGCCCAACAUCCGCCCCCUGUUAGAGGCGGGCGAAGGAAGCGCACGGGAAAGCACGCUCGACACAGCCAGGCGGGCGAGGGGCCCGCCACGGGGGGGCGGGCCACGGGGCGCCGGGAGGGGCGGCGGGAGGGCUGGACGUGGUGGGCGCCUAGUCGAUGGAGGGGCUAGCCGGCGGCGUGGGCACUAGACGAUGGCGAUGACGGUGUCGGUGUCGGUGGCGGGUUGGG